CCAGGCACCGGUGGCGUGUGUUCAGCCUGUCAGACCGAACAACUAGUUGUGCUGUUCAAACAACCGAGCCACAACCUGCUGGUAACAUAGGUCAAAAUGACGGAGCGGAAAGGAACAGCGAAGUUGGACUUCUUGAGGAAGAUCGAGCUCGACAUCCAGGAGAAGUGGGAGAGGGAGAAGACAUUCGACCAGGAUGCGCCCUCAACAGUUGGGGAAAGUAAUCACAAAAACAAGUACUUCGUCACCUUCCCCUACCCGUACAUGAACGGCCGGUUGCACCUUGGCCAUACGUUCAGCUUGUCAAAGUGCGAGUUUGGUGUUGGUUAUCAGUCGCUGAAAGGGAAAAAAUGCCUUUUCCCAUUUGGGCUGCACUGUACAGGAAUGCCGAUAAAAGCCUGUGCAGACAAGCUGAAGAGAGAGAUGGAGGUGUAUGGAAACCCUCCACAGUUUCCAGAUGAGGAUGAAGAAGAGAAGGAGAAGCCAGAGAUAUCUGAUGAAUUCAUCAUCAAGGACAAGGCAAAGGGCAAGAAGAGUAAAGCAGUUGCCAAAGCUGGAUCCUCUACUUACCAGUGGGACAUUAUGAGGUCUUUGGGCCUGAAGGACCAGGAGAUCACCGGGUUUGCCAAUGCUGAACACUGGCUGGACUACUUCCCUCCUCUGGCUGUUAAAGACCUCAAGAUGAUGGGUGUCAAGGUGGACUGGAGGCGUUCAUUCCUCACCACAGAUGUGAACCCCUUCUACGACUCUUUCGUCCGAUGGCAGUUCAUCACACUGAAGGAGAGAAAGAAGAUCAAGUUUGGCAAAAGGUACACCAUCUUCUCCCCCAAGGAUGGGCAGCCCUGCAUGGACCAUGACCGGCAGACAGGCGAGGGAGUCGGACCUCAGGAGUACACUCUCGUCAAGAUGAAGAUGGUGGAGCCGUACACAGCAAAAUUCAAGUCCAAGGUCUUUUACAGCAGUGGCAUGAAAGGGAAAAACAUCUUUCUGGUUGCUGCCACUCUGAGACCAGAGACCAUGUUCGGUCAGACCAACUGCUGGGUGAGACCCGACAUGAAGUAUAUCGCCUUUGAGACGAACAACGGAGACAUUUUCAUCUGCACCAGUAGAUCUGCCAGGAACAUGUCUUACCAAGGCUUCACCAAAGAGAACGGAGUGGUUCCCUUGGUCGCGGAAAUACUGGGACAGGAUAUCCUUGGAUGUGCCCUGAGUGCACCUCUGACCUCCUACAAGAUUAUCUACGCUCUGCCCAUGCUUACUAUCAAGGAGGACAAAGGUACUGGGAUUGUUACCAGUGUCCCCUCAGACGCUCCUGAUGACAUCGCUGCACUCAGGGACAUCAAGAAAAAACAGGCUCUACGGGAGAAGUAUGGAAUCGAGGACAAGAUGGUGUUGCCUUUUGAGCCGAUCCCUAUCAUAGAGAUUCCCGGCUAUGGGAACCUCUCAGCUCCUCUGGUGUGUGAUGAGCUGAAGAUCGUGAGCCAGAAUGACAAGGAGAAGUUGGCUGAGGCAAAGGAGAAAGUCUACCUGAAAGGGUUUUAUGAAGGGAUAAUGCUGGUCGAUGGCUACAAGGGGCAGAAGGUGCAAGAUGUCAAGAAGCCCAUUCAGAAGAUGCUGGUGGAGAGGGGCGAUGCCAUGAUCUACAUGGAGCCCGAAAAACAGGUGAUGUCACGUUCAGCUGAUGUGUGUGUCGUCGCUCUCUGUGACCAGUGGUAUUUGGACUACGGAGAUGCUGAGUGGAAGCAGAAGGCCGGCGAAGCACUCAAAACUUUGGAAACAUUUUGUGACGAGACCAGGAAAAACUUUGAGGCAACUCUGGCCUGGCUCCAGGAGCACGCCUGCUCCCGUACCUACGGUCUGGGAACGCGGCUUCCUUGGGACGAGCAUUGGCUUAUUGAGUCACUCUCGGACUCCACCAUCUACAUGGCUUACUACACUGUAGCCCACCUUCUUCAGGGAGGCGUGCUCAACGGACAGGGAGCCUCACCACUGGGCAUCAAGCCACAGCAAAUGACCAGAGAGGUGUGGGACUUCAUCUUCUUCAAGACGUCGCCGUUCCCCAAGACUGACAUCCCCAAAGAGCAUCUGCAGAGGCUGAGGAGGGAGUUUGAGUAUUGGUACCCUGUGGACGUCCGUGUGUCGGGCAAAGACCUGGUUCCCAAUCACCUGUCGUAUUACCUGUACAACCACGUGGCUAUGUGGCCAAAAGACAAUGGGAAGUGGCCACAAGCAGUGAGAGCCAAUGGACAUCUGCUCCUCAACUCUGAAAAGAUGUCCAAAUCAACUGGAAACUUCCUCACUCUCACCGAAGCCAUUGACAAGUUCUCAGCAGAUGGUAUGCGUCUGGCUUUGGCCGAUGCCGGCGAUACCGUGGAAGAUGCCAACUUUGUAGAAACGAUGGCAGAUGCUGGCAUCCUGCGUCUCUACACGUGGGUGGAGUGGGUGAAGGAGAUGAUUGCCAACCAGAACAACCUGAGGACGGGACCCGCUGACACCUUCAACGAUCGGGUCUUUUCCAGUGAGAUGAAUGCAGGCAUCCUGAAGACGGACCAGCACUACGACAGGAUGAUGUACAAGGAGGCUCUGAAGAGCGGCUUCUUUGAGUUCCAGGCAGCCAAAGAUAAGUACCGUGAGCUGGCUAUUGAGGGAAUGCACAGGGACCUUGUCUUCCAGUUCAUCGAGAGACAAACCCUGCUGCUGGCCCCCAUCUGCCCCCACCUCUGUGAAUACACCUGGGGUCUCUUGGGCAAGACUGGUUCUCUGAUGAAGGCGUCCUGGCCUGUGGCGGGACCAGUCGAUGAGAUUCUGAUUCGUUCGUCUCAGUACCUGAUGGAGACGGCACACGAUCUCCGACUGAGAUUCAAAGCUUACAUGGUUCCUCCAAAAAGCAAGAAAGGAGACACAAAGCCCCCAGCCAAGCCCUCACACUGCAACAUCUAUGUAGCCAAGAGCUACCCUCCGUGGCAGCACAGUGCCUUAUCCCUGCUCGGCAAGCACUACAAGAGCAACAACGGCGUCCUCCCUGACAACAAAGUGAUAGCCACCGAGUUAGGAGCCCUGCCUGAGCUGAAGAAAUACAUGAAGAAAGCGAUGCCUUUCGUAGCCAUGAUCAAGGAAAACCUGGAGAAGAACGGGUCCAGGGUUUUGGAUCUGGAGCUGGAGUUUGAUGAGCGGGCAGUUCUGAUGGAAAACCUGGUCUACUUAACCAAUUCUCUUGAGUUGGAGAAGAUCGACAUCCUGUUUGCAUCUGAGGGCGACGACAAAGUGAAGGAGGAGUGUUGCCCAGGGAAACCGUUCAGUGUUUUCAGAUCGGAGCCUGGAGUGUGCGUGUCCCUGAUCAACCCUCAGCCCUGCAAUGGCAUGUUCUCUACGAAGGUUGAAGUCCGGCAGGGGGACAGCAGAGACAGUCUCAUCCGUAGACUGUCCAAGGUCAACAGACUCCUCAAAGACCUGUCCAGAGUGAAGCUGAUGAGGUAUGAGGACCCCAUGAUGGGGCCUCGCCAGGUGCCCGUCCUGGGACAAGAGGAGAAGGGGAAGCUGCCCAUUUCCAGUAAAUCUGUGUUCAGCGUCAACCUGGAGGAGAAGAGAGUCACUCUGGCUGACAACGGCCUCACCGUGGACAUCGGCGACUCUCUGGUUUAUCUGGUUCUUUAGAGAAACUCAAACACAGAUGCAUGGUGGCACAUUCAGCAGAGAAACAUUCUGGAAAAAUGCAUCAUGAAAUAUGAUAAAAAUGUCAUUUUGACUCAUAUUCAUCGUACACUGACUCAAAGGUGUAUUUAUGUUUUUAUAAUCAGUGUUUCUGCACUUGCAGACUUUGUUACAGCACUUUUUGUUAGAUCUUAAAGAUAACAAACAUAAAAACAUCCUGGAAUAACAUAUUAAAGGGAGAAACACAUAUUUCCAAGUUGAUUCUAAGAUGUUAAAAGACAAAGAAAUUAAAAUAAACAUAAGAUGUUUGAAAUAGAAAAAGUGGCAAUACAAUGCUAAAGCCUGACACGUAUCACUGAUGCGUUGCUGCCUCAGGGAAUAUCUGACUCUAAAUGGGAUCUUCUAUCUUCCUUUUUUUUUUUUUUUACAGCAACAACUCAUCCAGUUGUGCUCUCACAUCUGGGUUUGAUCUGAACACAACAGAUAGUUUAUGGUUUUUAUAACCUCUUCUCACUGUUAAAAUGCUGUGACCAUCCGGUCUUUAUUGCAUAAAUUAGGAUCUUUAAUGGUGUGAGAAAAGCAAGACAUAAGCCAAAUAUCUGUAGAAGCUGGAGAAUGAAAGUAUAAGAUCAGGAUUUUUGUUCUGUUUGUUCAUUGUCUGUUGAAGUUGACGUUUUCUCUUUGGGCCAUUUCUCCUGUUUGAUAUGACACAAUAAAUAAACAACUAUUUGUAUGAUGAA
Limanda limanda (common dab) is the source of this 4388-nucleotide messenger RNA. RefSeq names its product leucyl-tRNA synthetase 1b (gene lars1b). The transcript has 32 exons. The coding region runs from base 97 to 3651 and encodes 1184 amino acids. Gene Ontology annotation, biological process: leucyl-tRNA aminoacylation. The record is from RefSeq and is a predicted model, not a curated record. NCBI's taxonomy places the organism in Eukaryota, Metazoa, Chordata, Actinopteri, Pleuronectiformes, Pleuronectidae. Gene Ontology annotation, molecular function: leucine-tRNA ligase activity; aminoacyl-tRNA deacylase activity; ATP binding.